GCAUCCCAUCUCCAUCCCCAUCCAUAGAGCUGCAGGCGGCCUGCGCUGCAGCCAACAAGCUCAUCAGCUCACCGUACCUAGGAGGACGACCGAGCAGCUAAGGUAGUAGUAGCUAGCUAGCCAGUGAUGGCGGGCUACAAAGCGCAGGGCGGGGCGCUCGGCGUCGUCCUGGCUGUCGCCGCGCUCUUCGCGGCGGCAGCGAUGGCGAUGGCGGUGGACGACGAGCACAUGUACCACUGGAAGUGCUUCAAGUCGUGCACGGGGAACUGCCGCGACGAGGACGCCUUUGACGACGUCGUCGCCCGCCACUCCGAGGGCUCCUCCCACGUCGUCGUCGCUGCCGUCUCCGGCGGCAAGUGCAAGGACAGGUGCCUCAGCGAGUGCUUCGAGGACCUGCCGGCCCUCUGCUACCACCAGUGCGUCGCCACCAACUGCCUCUGCUACCCACCCUUUAGCAACGAGAAAGUGAUGUGCCUGAAGAGCUGCUGCAACAAGUGCUUCCACCACGGCCCGCCUGCCCCGAAGCCGAGGCCGCCAAUGCCUGGUCCUCCGAAGCCGCCUGCCCCGGCGAAGCCCAAGCCACCGCCGACGCCGACGCCGACGCCGACGCCGAGGCCGCCAGCGCCAAAGCCACCGACGCCCAGGGCGCCGCCACCGCCAAAGAAGCCGUGUCCCUGCCCCCCCGGCAGCGACGAGGUCGAGGCCAGCGAAAACAACUGAUACGUACGAUGGAUCGGCCAGUCGUCGUCGUCUCAGAAUAACUCCAUAUACUAUACCACUUGACUUCGCAAGUGUACGUGUGUGGGUACGUCGGCACAUCAAGUAGGCCCCACUAUACGACGCGACGCAUAUAUGUACGCAACGUACUUAAUUGCUGCUACCAAGGAAAAGGAAGGAAAGCAAUUCUAGCUCCGUUGUUGUAAAUGAUGCAUGUACUGAAAUUUAUCUUCUAUAGAGUGCGCAGAGGCACAUUGCGCACUUAGUAUUAUGUAUAGCAUACAUCGAAUGUUCAAGUUUACUGAAAAACAAA
Zea mays is the source of this 1030-nucleotide messenger RNA. RefSeq lists its product as uncharacterized. Lineage: Eukaryota; Viridiplantae; Streptophyta; Magnoliopsida; Poales; Poaceae. Bases 127 to 720 code for a protein of 197 amino acids. The transcript is spliced from 2 exons. The record is from RefSeq and is marked predicted.